Messenger RNA from Saprolegnia diclina VS20, 2329 nucleotides. RefSeq lists its product as hypothetical. Lineage: Eukaryota; Oomycota; Saprolegniomycetes; Saprolegniales; Saprolegniaceae. The record is from RefSeq and is a predicted model, not a curated record. The coding region runs from base 473 to 2080 and encodes 535 amino acids. The transcript has 5 exons.
ACUACCUUCCUAUGACCUGCUCGCUCACAUGCUACCGGUAGACUCGACAGAGACACGCCGAUGAGGCGUGCUGCGUGUCAAUCUCGUAUCGUCGAGCACAACGUCAUGAACCCGAACAGUGUCGUUGUAGCCUCUGGAUAAAGGCGCACUUGGUUGACGCCACCGACAAGCGAGCUCCUCCUCUCAAGGGUGCUCGUGACGCAGCCGCGCUCGGCACGCCCUGCCCAACGUCGUCUUCGAGCAACCCAACCACUGUCUCGGACAUGGGUUGAUGCCAACGUGGCGUCGCCGCGACUGCGCCCAUGUUGCAGCGCAUGGCCUUGGCUAUGGUACUCUAUGACCAUGUAGCCUCCGUCGCUCGUGUACAGACGUCAUCCCUGCGCGCUGCUCGCAGUGGCAUAGGCCAUGGCGCCGCUUCGCCGCCAAGAUCGCAUUGGGGUGGCGAGUGCUAUAUUAUUAUCUUGUUGUUUGUAUGUGUCACCUGGAUGGUUUUAUGCAAUUCAUCAACCGGAAUUGGAUGACGACGCCACCAGUGUUUUUGGAGGUGGCGAUGGAGACGGUCCCGUGCCCGUACUGCCACGCGCUCUUCCCGCGCGUAGACCCGGCCUUCGUCCUCGCCCGCCACGUGACGCAGUGCGCGCUCAAGGCCUGGCCGGCGGCUGUCGAUGAGCACUUCGUGGACGCCAAGCACUGCCCGAUCUGCUGGCGGGUGUUUGACGAGCAUGUCAAGCCGUUCGAGAUCGUGCUCCAUGAAGAAGAAUGCGAGCGCGUGAAUGGCUCAUUGAAGAAGGUCGCGCACCAAAAGCGGCGCCGGGUUGUGGAGAUGUCGCCGCCGUCAAGCGCACCGUCGAGCAAGACCCGGCCAUCGCCUGCCAAGACCAAGGUGCCCGAGAUCACGGACGCCUCGACGCCGCUCUGCUUUCUAUGCGGCCAAGGCGGCCGUCAGCUUCUCUCAUGCUCGGGCUCAUGCACGCGGUCGUUCCACAUUGCGUGCAUUGGCGAGAGCGCGUCGCUCGUCCACCGCCCGUACGUCGCCCAGCGCCGGAGCUGGAAGUGCGCCGAGUGUUUCCGGGGCAUCCACAUGUGCUUCAAGUGCGACAUGGUCGGCGACGACGACAUGGACUCGUUCAAGUGCUCGAUCUCCGGCUGCGGCGUCUACGCCCACCAGCGGUGCAUGAGCAAAGGCCAGGACCCGUCGCUAUUUGUGUGUCCGCGCCACGCAUGCAGCGUCUGCAAGAAGCAGGGGCUUGCCCAAGCCGACGCGCUCCACUGCUACCAAUGCCCCACCGCGCUGCACAAGGCGUGUCACUCGACCAAGUCCCCGUCCUUUACAGCGCUGGUGGGACACCACGGCUGCUGCGGCCACCAUAGCACGCUCCGCACAGUCUCGCCGAGCCUCCGGAGCAAGCUCCACGUUGGCGACGUCGUCUUGGUGCUCAAUUUUGGUAACUCGCAUUUGCCGCUUGAAGCCAAGCAGCUGCAUGCGAACCAGUGGGGCCGCGUUCUUACGGUCGAGGGCAUUGAGUUUAGCGCCCAGCUACUGACCGUCGCGCUUUUUGCGUGCGACUUGACGCUGACGCUGACCAACCAGCACGCCGUGCCCGUCACGACGCCGUAUGAGCCCACGAAAGCUUUUGUGCAAAACUGCAUCACAAUCCACCUCCACACGGAGCUCUCGCUUCGCGGCCUCUCGCCAGCGUCCAUGGAAGCCGAGCGAUCCCAGCUCGUCAUGGACUCGGUGCUCGCGUUCCAGCAUCUCGCGCAGCAACUCGCGAUUUCGCCCGAUGACGUGAUCGAAAUGGCGACGCUCGCAUACGAAAGCUGGCGUGUGCGCGACAAGACGCGCCCGAAGAACGUGUUUGGGGUGCUUGACACACGCCGCCGCGUGCGCCCGUCGUCGCCCAAGAAAGCACCGACGCGGCAGUCGGCCCGCGCAUCGACGCGGGCGUCGUCGAUGGCCGAGGCAUUUCAGCCGCGAACCAUUUCGCUCCUACCUCUCGCCGUGUCGAAUGGCGCGCACGAGGUCAUUGCGAUUGACGAUGAUGACGACGAGUACGACGACGAUGCGCCGCUUGCAUAAGCAGCGCCUCUUACGAAUACGCUAAGAACUGUGUCGGUCAACACUAAUCUGCAGUGUGGUGGUUGUCAUGGUUGUGGCCAACCUGAGCGCUGACACGGUGCUCUCUUGUCGAAGCGACCGACAACGCGGUGUCGCUUGGUGUUCUUCACAAGGUCAAACGAUGCGAGGACGACUGCCAGAGAGCUCACGCACCGGCGGUUGAUGCCGUCAAGAUGCGAGAAACUUCAUGCGAGUACGGCACGAGUAGUG